Messenger RNA from Trachymyrmex septentrionalis, 3237 nucleotides. RefSeq lists its product as uncharacterized. NCBI's taxonomy places the organism in Eukaryota, Metazoa, Arthropoda, Insecta, Hymenoptera, Formicidae. The transcript has 13 exons. The record is from RefSeq and is a predicted model, not a curated record. Gene Ontology annotation, biological process: detection of chemical stimulus involved in sensory perception of smell; sensory perception of smell. Gene Ontology annotation, cellular component: plasma membrane. Gene Ontology annotation, molecular function: olfactory receptor activity; odorant binding.
AUGCAAAUACUUUCUCUAAAUUUUUUAAUACAUAGUCUUUGUGGUAUAUGGCGACCUAAUAAGUGGUCAUCAAACGGCGCAAAACUGAUGUAUAACGUAUUUACCUUUAUUGUAAUAUUCUCGGAAUACUUUUUGGUGUUAACUCAAUUUAUGGAUAUAGUACUUAUUGUCGAUAAUAUCGACGAUUUUGCCACUAAUACUCUAAUGUUCCUAACUAUUGUUGCUGUAUGUUGUAAAGCGACUGUUGUUGUGGUACGUCGAAAUGCAAUCACGAACUUGAUGCAAGUAUUGAUGAAAACACCGUGUAAACCUUGUGACGAGGACGAAGUGGCAAUACAAUCAAAAUAUGAUAUGUUUAUCAGAUCGUGUUCAAUAAAAUAUUCACUUUUAGCAACAAGCUCCGUUACAGGCACUACAAUAGGAUCAGUAUUAAACAUUAUGCAAGGUCAUCUGCCCUAUCGAAUAUGGCUGCCAUAUAAUUACAAUGUAUCUACGAUGUUUUGGGCUAUAUCUGUUCAUCAAAUUAUAACUGUAAUUUUUUCCGCCAUGAUAAAUAUUGGCACAGAUACAUUAAUCUUUGGAUUGAUUUUACAUACGUGUGCCCAGCUUAAAAUUUUCGAAAGUCGUCUUCAAAAAUUAAUGAUUAAUAGAACAAUUAGGUUUCUGGAAAGUACAUUCUCUUCGUCUAAUAAAAACAAAACAGGGAUAUCAGAGUGCAUACGCCAUCAUCUCAGCAUUUACAAAUACGCCAAAACGGUAAACGUCAUAUUUAACCAGGUGCUUUUCGUUCAAUUCUUUGCAAGCAUACUGGUAUUAUGUACAAGCGUGUAUUAUCUGUCAAUACAUAUUACAGAAUUGUCUGGUACUGCAACUUUUUUAGUGUAUACCAUUGGCAUGUUUAUACAAAUCUAUAUUUAUUGCUGGUGUGGAAACGAAGUCAUUCUUAAGAGUAUAAGCAUAGGAGACGCUAUAUAUUGUAUGGACUGGCCAUUAUUAUCAGUUAACGAAAAAAAAGAAUUACUCAUAGUUAUGAUACGAAGUACAAUUCCUAUAAAAUUCACUAGCAGCUUCUUGAUAACUCUAUCUCUUCAGUCUUACAGCAAUAUUUUAAAAACGUCAUACUCGGCAUUUAACGUACUUCAAAAAUAAAUGCAAAUGUUUUCUUUAAAUUUUUGUAUGUAUACAAUUUGUGGUAUAUGGCGACCGAUCGAAUGGUCAUCAAAUGGUGCCAAUUUUCUGUACAAUGUAUUUACUUAUAUUAUAUUAUUCUUGGAAUACUUUUUUAUGUUAACUCAAUUCCUGGAUUUUCUAUUUGUUAUUGAUAAUAUCGAUGAUUUCAUUGCUAAUUCUAUAAUAUUCGUGAGUGUUGCUGCUAUGAUAUGUAAAGCGACUGUCGUCGUAAUACGUCGCAAUGCGAUUAUUAGCUUGAUACAAAUAUUGUUGAAGGGUCCAUGUAAACCUCAAGAUGAGGACGAAAUAGCAAUACAAACAAAAUUUGAAAAUUUCGUCAGAUUGUGUUCAAAGAAGUAUUUGCUUCUGGCGUUAAUCUCACUUACAGGCGUCAUAAUAGGAUCAGUAUUAAAUAUUAUGCAGGGGCAACUACCUUGUCGAAUAUGGUUGCCAUUUGAUUACAAUGUAUCUUUAGUGUUCUGGAUUAUAUCUAUUCAACAAGUUAUAGCUAUAAUUGCUGGGACUAUCAUAAAUGUCGCUACGGAAACCCUAGUCUUUGGAUUAAUUUUAGAAACGUGUGCCCAACUCGAAAUUUUCGAAAAUCGCCUUCACAAAUUAAUAAAUAAUAAAACAGUUAAAUAUCUGGAAAAUGCCUUUUGCUCGUUGAAUGAAGACAAAACAGGAAUAUCGAAAUGCAUACGACAUCAUCUCAGUAUUUACAAAUAUGCCAAAACGGUAAACGUUAUAUUUAAUCAGGUACUGUUCGUUCAAUUUUUCGGUAGUAUAUUGAUAUUAUGUACAUGUAUAUAUUACCUAUCAACGCAUAUUACGGAACUGUCUGGAAUUGGAACUUUAUUAGUAUAUAUCAUUUGCAUGUUUGUACAAAUUUACAUUUACUGCUGGUCCGGAAAUGAAGUUAUGCUUAAGAGUAUAAGCAUAGGAGAGGCUAUAUAUUGUAUGAAUUGGCCACUAUUAUCAAUUACCGAAAAAAAAGAAUUGCUAAUGAUUAUGAUACGUAGCACAAUUCCUAUUAAAUUCACUAGCAGCUUCAUGAUAACUUUAUCUCUUCAAUCUUACAGCAACGUAAUUCUUAUUGUCGAUAAUAUCGAUGAUUUUGCCACUAAUACUCUAAUGUUCCUAACUAUUGUUGCUGUAUGCUGUAAAGCGACUGUCGUUGUGGUACGUCGAAACGCGAUUAUCAACUUAAUGCAAAUAUUAUUGAAAGCACCAUAUAAACCUCGAGAUGAGGAUGAAGUAGCUAUACAAACAAAAUUUGAUAAAUUCAUUAGAUCAUGCUCGAUAAAAUAUUCACUUUUAGCAACAAGUUCCGUUACAGGCACUACAAUAGGAUCAGUAUUAAACGUUAUGCAAGGUCAUCUGCCUUAUCGAAUAUGGCUGCCAUGUAAUUACAAUGUAACUACGUUUUGGGCUAUAUCUGUUCAUCAAAUUAUAACUGUAAUUUUUGCCACGAUGAUAAAUGUUGGCACGGAAACCUUAGUCUUCGGAUUGAUUUUACAAACGUGUGCUCAGCUUGAAAUUUUUAAAAGUCGUCUUCACAAGUUCAUAAUUAAAAAGACAGUUACAUAUCUCGGACAUGCACGUUCUUUGUCGAAUGAAGACAAAACAUGCAUAUCGGAAUGUAUACGUGAUCAUCUCAGCAUUUACAAAUACGCCAAAACGGUAAACAUCAUAUUCAACCAAGUACUUUUCGUUCAGUUCUUUAGUAGUAUACUGGUAUUAUGUACCAGUGUGUAUUAUUUGUCAAUGCAUGUUAAGGACCUGUCUGCAGCUGCACCUUUAUUGGUAUAUACCAUCUGCAUGUUUGUACAAAUCUUCGUUUACUGCUGGUCCGGAAACGAAGUCAUGCUUAAAAGUAUGAGUAUAACGGAUGCUAUAUAUCGUAUGGAUUGGCCAUUACUAUCGAUUAACGAAAAAAAAGGACUGUUGAUGAUCAUGAUACGUAGCACAAUUCCUGUAAAGUUCACUAGCAGCUUCUUGAUAACUCUAUCUCUUCAGUCUUAUAGUAACGUUAGUAUCGUUUGGUGUCAAAAUAAAUAUUUGACAUAG